GAAAAGUUUAGACAAGUUUGACAGUUUGGGAGCAGAGACACAAACUGCGGAUAAACAUGACGAACAUCUUCACUCUGUUUCAUCUGUCCAGGUGUGUUACCUUUUGCUGAUGUUGCUGUAAAGUCGUCAGUCUCCUCUGACAGACUGACUGUCCUCAACCAGACACACAGACAGGCAGAUAUGGAGAGCGGAUCUAUGGGAAUGGACACUAGCACUGCUCCAGAUCCUAGAGUGCAGUCAGACUACAGUUUAGCCUGUCUGCGGCGUCGGGCAUGGGCCCAGAGCAGAGACUCCACCUGGCAAGCAGAGAGCUUUGGCCCCCAGGGGCCGCAGCAGAACCAGAGGGAUGGGGAAGAACAAAGAACCUCAGAAGAACCAGGGAGAGUUCCUAACAACAUCGCCAGCUGGCUGAUUGAAUGCAGGACUCCCCUCGGAGCCUCUCUAGAUGAUCGGAGUGCUUCUCCAAGCAGAGGAGUGCUGAAGAACGGCUGCAGCUUUGAAGAUGACCUUUCACUGGGAGCUGAAGCCAACCAUCUUCAGUCCAGUAACAAUAAAACUGAAUCCUGUUUUGGUCUUGCGGCGGAUCAGAAGAGGAGUCAGUAUAAAGAGAGUGCAAGAAGUAUGAACUCCACAGGAUCAGGAAAGAGCAGCACUGUGUCCAGUGUGUCAGAGCUGCUGGACCUUUACGAGGAGGACCCUGAGGAAAUCCUCUUAAAUCUUGGUUUUGGUCGAGAAGAACCUGACCUAGCCUCAAAGGUUCCCUCCAGGUUCUUCAACAACUCCUCCAUAGCCCGGGGCAUCGACAUCAAGGUCUACCUUGAAGCUCAGCUGCAACGCAUGGAAGUGGAGAACCCCAACUACGCUCUGACUAGUCGUUUCCGUCAGAUCGAGGUCUUGACUACAGUAGCUAACGAGUUCUUCCAGCUCUACAGUCAAGUUACUGGUCAGCCUGUCCAAAGCAUCAGCUCGGUGGACCAAGUAGAAGGAGGAGAAGGUGAAGAGUCGUCUCCUCUUCCUGGAAAGAAGCACAUCCUUGCCAAACUCCUCAAGAAAAAACUCAGCAAACGCAACCUGCUUGCAGCCGCCUCCGAGUCGCCUGAAGCUCACACACAUAACCAACACUCGCAGCCGAACGGACACGCCACCUCUGAUCACAAACACACCAACGCUAACGCACACGCCAGUCCAGAGCAGGAAGGUGGCAGUAAUGACCCCGAGCACCAGGCCGAGACAGUCAACCAGAAACAGACGCGCAAGAAAGACGGCUGUUCCCUGCCGACGGUCACAGAGGAAUCCAACGGGGAGGGAGACGACAGCGGCACCGGACCAGCAGCCAACGGAGAGAAUCAACCGGAAUCAGCUGACUCUCAGUCAACCAAUCAGAGAACAGAAAACACCGACUCUUUCGACAUGGAGGAGAUUCAGAGUAACGAAGAUGAACCUCUGCCAUCCAGAACUUCCAGAGCAACCGACCUGUUGAGGACCGUCAGUCAGCAGUCAGACAGCAGUGGUUUCGCUGAGGAAUUGCCCGCCGACUCCUACCUCAAGGUGCAGGAGAGCAGUGACAGCUGUGACAGUGAGACCACUGUGACAUCACAUCCUUCAAUAGAUGUGGCCACGCCUACCGCAAGGGACCAAUUAACAUUUGAGCUGCCGGACGGCCGUGAGGAAGAGACCGUUACUGGUGUUGCUGCUGAGGCUGAUGGGAGAAGUAGUUCCAGGGGAGAAGAGGAGCAUGAUGGGAGUUCAGAGCACGUUCUACAGUACACAGCCCACCACCUCCCCAGAAACGGACACAUGGGAAUGCAGCAGGAUGAGUCUCAGGAGGACGAGCAAGUUGAGUGUGGAGACCAGAGUGAUCCCGAACCAGAACCAGAACAAGAGAUUUUACAGAGUAUGUCUGCUGCAGAGCAAGAAACACAACCAGAAUUGGAACACACCUCGAAUCAGUCUGCUUCAGAACCACAACACCCUGAGAACCAGACCGCCACAGAUGCAGAACCACCCACAGAGGCAGUGGCUGCUGAGGAAGAGGCCCAGGAAGAGCAAGCAUUCUCAAAUGAUUCUGGUCCACUUUAUUUUCCUCCUGCUUCAACGUCUCCAGUUCUCAGUGCUCUGAUCCGAGCCAAACAGAGCCAACUGACCUGGGGUGGGCAGCGGGUCGAUCCCCAGUCCGCCGAUUCGCCCCAAAUCCCAGGUAGAAGGCGAAAUAGACAUGGCAUCCCCAUGCAGAGGUCCUCCUCUCUGCCCUCCUCACUCCUUUCGCCCUCCAGGGUCGUGUCCUCUGUCAGGAUCCAGUUUGGGAGAGGCCAGGUGUCCUGCACACAGCCCAGGUUCUCUUUCAAAUACUCCCAGGAUGCCGAAGGGGAAGAGGAAGAGGAAGAGGAGGAGGAAGGACAAACCAAGUGUCUGUCUACUCUGAUCAUAAACCCUGCCUCCUCGUCUGACUCUAUCAACAAACCACCAAGGCUUCCCCCAGAAGCUCCCAUCCCACCUAAACCCAUCCCACGCUACCUACUGCGCUCAACUUGUUCCCUGCAGAGCUGCAGCCCUCCUCCUGAUUGGUCAACAGGAAGCCAUGGCCGCUCCUGGAGCACCCAGAGUGUUCCUGAUCUGUUCUCCCAUCAGCCACAUCUGGGCCAGUUCCAUCAGAACAUGAGCACCAACCAAAACCAGCAAAGUUCGAAUCCAGGGCAGAUGAUGUUUCGUUAUCCAAAUCCUGCAGCUCAGUACGUAAACCCAAGCCCAGCCCCUAGUCCCAGCCCAUAUCCCUUCACUUCGAACCCUCCUCCGCAGUACCCCUCCCAUAUGCAUCCAUACGGCAGUCUUCCUAACUUCCUUCACCACCAAAACUUAACCCACCAUUCUAGUCUAAGCAGUCUCUACCAACCUACAACUUCCACAAUCCCCCAGCACGGUAGCCUCUCCAACUUGCAUCAUUCCUCAACUUCCACGGCUCCUCACCACGUCAAUCUGGGCAGCCCGCAUCCAGGACCUCCAGCAAUGCGCCACCAGGGCUACAAUCAUCUAUACGGCCAUCAGUCACCUUACCAUGCCACUCCUCACGGCUCACAGUUUUCCUCACCCUACUUUGGUUACAAUGAGUACAACAUGAACCCAAACCUGGCGUUCCCCCACUCCGUUCCCCAGUGUCUGCCAUUUUCCCCAGAACACAGCCUCCACCCGGGCCUGGCUCCUCCUGCUCCAGGCUUCUACCCAGGCCUGGCCUCAAACAUCGGCCCGGGUCACAGCCUCCACCCGGGGCUCUCUCCUCAUGCUGCUUCAGAUCCAGGACACAGCCAGGGCCCGUCCAGCACUGAGAUGCAGCUGAGGAGAGUCCUGCAUGAUAUCAGAGGAACGGUUCAGAGUCUGAGUCAGAACCGAGAUGGGGUUCUCCGGACUCCGGACGUGUUCAGUGAGCACAGAGCAGCUCUGCCCAGCCACCAGUCUUUGGCAGAGUUUCAGCAGAAGAGGCAGAGUUUGAACUUGUUCCGCAGUCAGAUGAUGGACCUGGAGCUGUCAAUCAUCCGACAGCAGGCUCUGGUCUACAAACACCUGAGCCCUGCCGACAGGAUGGAGGUGGAGCAGCUUCAGUCUCUGAGGUCGGCGGUCAGAGAGGAGCUGCAGGAGCUGGAACAACAGCUUGAAGACAGACUGAUGGAGCUGACACACAACACACAGCACAGGGGUCUCCAUAGAGACGGCAGUGUUGACAGUCUGUCCACAGCCUCUGCGCUGAGAGCCAUGGAGCCGGUGUCAGACCUCCUCAGAGAGCAGCUCUACCUCCAAUCAGAGCUCAGCGACGAUGGCCACGCCCCCUCCACCAACCCUUCCUCCCGAUCCUCCAGUCCAGUCCGAGGACAUCGCAGGCAAAAAGGAGGCGUGUACCGGGCAACAAUUAACAUAAACCCCGUCCUCCCACCUCGAUCCAACACACACACUGAGGAGGAGGAGGAGGAGGAGGAGGAGGAGACGGGAGUGAGGGACGCAGGAGUGAGGGACGCAGGCAGGGACGCAGGAAGGGGCGCAGGAAGGGAAGGAAGAGUACCAGAGGAGGAGGGAGCAGCAGGAGGAGUCGGAGUGGGAAACCUGCAGCAGCUCAUCAGAGAGAUUCGAGAGAGCGUUGCACAGGAGGUCCGACAGGAGAUCUACAGCGAGCUGCUGGCUGCCGUGUCGCCACGGCGAUCGCCCCUUCCCGGCAGGCAACACCCCCUGUAAUCACGGCAACAGCAGAGUACCGCCCCGUUUCACCUUUGGUCUUCAUAACCACAGCAACACUGUCCGUCUGUAACACUGUAUAGCUGAGUAACACUGUCUGUGUGGAACACUAUGUGCCUGUAACACUGUAUGUCUGUAACACUGAUGGCGAAACCCCACCCACCCCACCUGUGGAGCCUCAGACAGGACGAGGACGUUUAUGUGUCUGUUUGGUUCGAGUGUGCUGGUGUGAUGCAUGCUGGGAACACCAUCCUGUGAACCAUCAGCGAUGAUCUGUCGUCUUUUCUUCACAUCAUGUUUCCUUUUUCUAAGCUGUUUUGAUCAAAGCCAGGCCUGAAACUGCUGCCACUAAUACUACGAGUACUACAACUACUACUGCUAACAGUACUCUGCCAGUAGCAACACUACAGUCACAGUCCUGUGAACGUCCCCAUCAAGUUAUUUUGCCCCAGAUCCAAGUCUGAGAUCAGAUCCGUCAGUCCUAAAGAAAAUAAUAAUAAUAAUAAUAAUAAUAAUAAUAAUAAUAAUAAUGAUAAUAAUGAUAAAUAAUCAUCAGCUUGUAAAUUAAAACAUUAAUGUAUUUGGUAAUUUGGCUGAAUUGAGCCUUUAAUGUUAUCAGAGCAAAUACGGGAAGUACCGUAAUGAGCUUUUAAUUUGAACUUAGUUUGGGGUUAGAACAGUAGGGUCUUAUAUUAAACUCACUUUAUACCCCUUCAAGUUACUCAUUCCAUGCACAUUUCACCUUCAUGUAAAAGGUUUAAAUAGGUCUUAAAGAUAUACAAUAAGGGGAUUAUUAUCUUACAUUUAUCAACAUUUCUUCAUCAUCAUCAUCGUCAUCAUUAUUGUCAUUGUGCUUCUGUACCUCUUGCUUCAUUUACAGUUCAUUCUGUCAUGAUCUUUCUGAUCUGUGCUGAGCUGUCCCUUUAACACUUUCAGUCUUUGCUAUGCAUUUGUGUGUGUUGGUUGUUCCAGAGCAAGUGAUGAGGUCAGUGUGUGAUGUCAUGAGGUACUGCAGAGGUCAAAGGUUACCCUGCAACAGCAAGUUUCAGUAAGUUGUCAUGGCGAUAAGGAUGAUGAUGAUGAUGUAAUGCCCGUCAGUCAUAGGUUGGAACUUAGCAAGCAGACCAUGUAUGGAUGAGCGGGCAGUGUAGCCCAAACCUUAAAGCCACAGUUCACCCAAAAAUCAAAAAUACAUAUUUUUUCGGGUCAGGAUUUCUGGAAAUAAACAUUACUGUUGAGUUUUUCAAAUUAAUUUUUUUUGUCGCUUUGAGCACCACAAGCCGAGUUCCAUCUAGUUCCAUUGUAUUCUAGAAAAGACAGACAUGUCUACGGGACAACACUCGGCAACUCACACAUAAACAAUCCAGAUUGAUAAAUAGCACUACAGGUAAGAGGAAAAUAAAACGUCUUUGAUUAUUGGGUGAAUUGUCCCUUUAGCUGCGUUAGUAUAUUAGCUUCCCUCUCCGAUGACAAAACUGUGUGCAAUAAUAUGAACAUAUAUAUUGAUAACUGAGACUAUUGUGAUUAGAUUAUCAGUAAAUUGAUGUUAACAUUUCAGGUCAUCCUGCACCACUUCAGCAGAAACUCUACCUGCAUGUCUGAUACAAAUUAAUCUGCAACUUGCUGGUUUUAUUGAGAGAAACUCUUGAUUUUCCUCGUCUUUGCACAGAUUUAACAGAAGUGUUUCAUCACUGAACAAUUAAUUACUAAUGACCAAUAGAGAGGCAAAUCACUCCCUAUCAGAUGUCCCCCAUGGGACCUUAUUUUGGAUCAAAUAUGUACAGUAGUCAAAGGCGAGAGAUGAAAAAUGUUUGAUCCCGUUGUGCAAUGAAUUUCACACAAGAUGUUUGUCAAUUUAAAAGAUAAUUUUUUAAGUCGCAGGUUGUCAUUACAUAUUUUUUCCAAAGUAAGGUCCCAUGGUGGUCCACCUGGUGGGGUGGGGCUUCGCCUCUUUAUUACUGGAUAUCUGUUUUUCUUCAGCAAUGCCUGUGUGUAGUGUCUGUUUAAUCCCUCGCAGGUUUUCCGGAUAAACCGCUAGUUUUUUUUAAGAUAAAAACAACCUUGGGAGUAGCUGAGGUCACAAAAGCGCUCUGCACCCUCCAUAGAUGAGUGUGAUUGGCUGAAAGGCCUGUCAAUCAAGACAAACACCCUCCUAAAUACCUCUAUUUUUGUUUAUCUUCAAGGAACAAUGAUUUUCAAAAUUUCCACACAGACUCAGAAUUAUCUGCUGAAAGCUGAACAUUUGGGAAUCAAUUUAUUGACUUUCUUUUGGUGGAUUUUCAUCCUUGAUGUUUGGGAACAAUAUACGGUGAAGAGAUUCAGAGCACAAAGGUCGCCUUAUUAUUAAUGAUUCUGAGCUUUCAGCCACAUCUCAAUCUUUAUUAUUCAAUGCUCCAAAUCAUUAUUAACUCAAACUUCUGACCUCCGAUUCUCUUUACCAUUUAUUGACAUUGUGUUUGUUUAAAACGUUUUAUUUUUCAUUUUCACUGAUCACAAACUUUGCUCUGCUGGACUGUGAUUUUGAGCUGCCAGGCUCAAACGGGCUUUACAUUGUUUUUAAACUGAUCAAGAAAAUCCUUCGCACAAUUCUAAUCUCACUUCACUGUCUGACUGUUGGUGUCUAUUAAUGUCUAUUGAUGUCAAUUAAUGAUGAUGUUUAUUUUGUAAUGAUGUAUUUUCAGCGGGAUGCAGGGGAGGUAUCACUCUGUAGAGAUGAGAAUAAUAAAGAUGUAUUUAUUUUCAGUACA
Cottoperca gobio is the source of this 6965-nucleotide messenger RNA. RefSeq names its product ITPR interacting domain containing 2 (gene itprid2). Bases 181 to 4218 code for a protein of 1345 amino acids. NCBI's taxonomy places the organism in Eukaryota, Metazoa, Chordata, Actinopteri, Perciformes, Bovichtidae. Gene Ontology annotation, molecular function: signaling receptor binding. The record is from RefSeq and is a predicted model, not a curated record. The transcript has 23 exons.